Pseudogymnoascus verrucosus is the source of this 2173-nucleotide messenger RNA. RefSeq lists its product as uncharacterized. NCBI's taxonomy places the organism in Eukaryota, Fungi, Ascomycota, Leotiomycetes, Thelebolales, Thelebolaceae. The record is from RefSeq and is a predicted model, not a curated record. The coding region runs from base 294 to 1562 and encodes 422 amino acids. The transcript has 4 exons.
GUUGUUUCUGAGAUUGCUGUUUUUUUUUUGGAAUGGGGUGGUGUGGCGUGGGUGGUGGGGUGGGAGCUGAUUGAUGGAUAUAGGUCUGGUUUGGCAUUGCGCCUGUGACGGAUGUGGAGUGGCGGGAGAGGAACCUGGAUGAUAGGGAGAAUAUUGAGGAGGCAAUUGCGAUUAUCAGACAGGUUGUUGAUGUUUUUGAUUAUUUAAGGGGCCCGGAUGUGCAGGGGAGGCUGAGGGAUGGGUAUAAUCGGAUUUGGGCUGAGUGGGACGUAUUUCAAGAUGCUGUUAAUGCGAUGUGUGAGGAGAAGGGGGAAAGCGGACCGGAAUGGAGUUUGAGCAAGCUGUGGAGGGAGUAUAUGCAUAACCACUUUGAGUUUAUGGAGAGUCAAGCUCGCGCCUGGGUAUUUGGACGACUCCUAAAGCUCCACACUUUAUGGAAGACGCACUUCCUGGAAGUGUUGCAGUCGGGACACUCUAUCAACGAGACACAGACCACAGUCCGCAUCGACCACCACGCCAUGCUCAUCCUUAACACCCUCCUCGACCUUUACAUCGACGCCGACAUCGCCAUCCACGGCCGCACCGACGGCUUCGUUUUCGCCCACGGCGUUGACAGACGCCUAGUUAACGGUGACAAACCCGAGACCUCGCCGAAACGGCUCAAUGGUAUUUAUGCAGGCAUAGAGAGGAAACGCGUGGCUGAUAUGCGAUCUGUUUUGAAGGCGGCGGUGAAGGAGCACAAGAGGGCGUAUGAGGCAGAGACGAAAGUGCCGGGCUUUAUGAAGGCGCCGAUGACGAUCACGCAUCGGGAGUUUGGGCAUAAGCAUUUGCAGCCGCAGUUUGAGGCGCCGUUGGUGUUGGAGGCGGAGGGGUGGGUUAGGGAGUUGGGGAGGGAUGAGGUGGAGGGGUUUGGGUUUGUGGCGUAUAGGGUGUCGUAUGAGGAGAGUGAUGAUAAGUGGGCGGAGUUUCUGGGAAAGGUAGAGAAGGGUGUGGAGCUCGGUUGGGAGGGUGUUGUUGGUGCAGAGGGUAUGAAGAAGAAAGCAACGCUGCACUGGGUCGAUGGGCAGGCAGCAUUUAUUGCUGAAGGCGAUUUGGAGGGCGUGCAACGACACUUCAAUGCCAACAUACCAUCAUCCCCGACGGUUUCAAACCAGCUCUGCAUUGUGGCAACCCCAGACGCAGUAUCCAGAUUCCUGCUUCCACCUACAGCUAAGGGUACAGGCGAUUCGCAACCCUAUCUCAUCGCAGUUUCCGCCUCUACAGCUACACCACCUCCCCCCGUUAAAAAAGCCUCUGCCAACGCUACCCCUCACAGCACGGACGACGCUCCUACGACGCCUCCACCCGGCCCAACCACCUUCAAGAUCCCGCCUCGACUUCUCUACACGGACGUAUAUGCUCUCGGUGCCUACUAUCCCACUCUAACUGCAGCCGAUUUCGGCGCACUCGCUGCACAGCACCCGCUCGGGGUCUAUCAAGGCUCUUCGACAGGCGUGCGGCGGCGGGAGUGGCGAAAGGCAAGGGAGGGUGCAGUGGAUGGCCAUGACGCCGAGGGCGAGUAAAUAGGUGCUAGUAAUCCCGCUGCUACCAUAGCCAAAUACGUAUCUCCGUAAAGUCAUAGGACUUAUUGCGCCUCAUGCGUUAUAGCGUGGGCAGAGCUGUUAGAACAGGAGCUGUGAGCCAUGUCAGCUAUAUUUAUCUCGUCCAUAUUAGGCAACGGCCUGCGGUAUGACCAAGACCUCCCAUCAAUCUCCACUAUCAUUUUUCUCGGCCUCCGCAUCCUAGCUCAUUCUCAUGCUCCAUUCUGGCCAUGGCAUGUUGGAUUCCAUAGAAACUUCGGUGGCAACCCCAAAUAAGCUUAUGGUCCGGUCACUGUUGGAAUGAGCCUCUAGCUUGGUCUUCAUCUGCAGGGCAAGCUCACCAUAUACGGAGAAUAUAUGUGAGGCUGGGGACUUUAGGUAACUAACUGAUGCGAACCUGUACUAUGCCAAUAGUAUUUCCUUAGCGAGCUUCUAGACCCCUUGGUAGCAAAGAAAUAAUGGAACAGCUAGUGUUGUUAAAUUCAGAUGCAGCUUUCUCGACAGUGGCCAGAUGUCUGGUGGAUUGGAGCCGCACUUGAUUACCCCGGUAGGGCAUAGUUAGAGUAGUCCGGCCUAUGCCGUAAUAGUUGAAG